Messenger RNA from Exophiala dermatitidis NIH/UT8656, 1437 nucleotides. RefSeq lists its product as uncharacterized. The transcript has a single exon. NCBI's taxonomy places the organism in Eukaryota, Fungi, Ascomycota, Eurotiomycetes, Chaetothyriales, Herpotrichiellaceae. Gene Ontology annotation, cellular component: mitochondrion. The record is from RefSeq and is a predicted model, not a curated record. Bases 242 to 865 code for a protein of 207 amino acids. Gene Ontology annotation, molecular function: thiosulfate-cyanide sulfurtransferase activity.
CCGACGUCAUUUUAUUUCCACUGCGAGCUGGAGUUCAUAUUCCCCGGACCUCAAAGUGAUUGAUUCGUAGUGUUCUUCGGGGAAUCAUUCUUCUACAACAGCUAAGAAGAACAUCUAUUGUAUCCCCUCCGGGUAUCCAAGUUACAUACUACACGUUGUACUCUACGUGCACGGAACAAAUCCCAGUCCGGACACUUAUAAUCCCUUUCGGAAUCCUGAAUCCUGCAAGAAAAGGACCAUCAUGGCAUCCCGACGCAGUGUCUGCGCGCUCCUAACAAACACACUGCGCUUGUCUACGAGGCAAAGUGCACAAGAGACACAGCCACUGCGACAGCUAGUCACAAGAAGAAGCUUGUCCUCUUUGCCUACUGCCCAUUUCAUGGUCCGUCUCCGUCAACCAAAGCGUCAUUUCACCACGACCUUGGUGGCUCGGAAACAAGACGAUUCGACUUCGACUUCGAACUCGAACUCGGGUUCGGCCUCGGCGGCCUCACCCUCCAAACUCUACACCUUUGAAGAAAUCAAAUCCAUCACCUCCAAACCGGACCCGAACCGCAUCCUCAUCGACGUGCGCGAGCCGCACGAGUUGAAGCAAACGGGCAAAAUCCCCGGAAGUCGGAACCUGCCCGUCCAGUCGGCGGCGGAUGCGUUUUUCUUGCCGGCCGAAGAGUUCGAGGAGCGCUUCGGGUUUGAGAAACCGGACGCGAACAACAAAGAGGUUAUUUUUUAUUGUAAGGCCGGUGUGAGGAGUCGGGCGGCGGCGCAGUUGGCGCAGAGAGCUGGGUGGGGUGGGAAGAUUGCCGAGUUCCCAGGGUCUUGGAUUGAGUGGGAGAAGAAUGGGGGGGAGAUUGAGAAAUUGAAUUGAUGUGUUCGUACGGAGGGGAGAGAAGUAGGUAGGUACCUAGUACAUAUUUUGUGCGGGUUUUGUGGUAGAGAACGGAGCAGAGUCGACAACAAGGGGGAAUGUGCUGUGCUAUACUACUUGAGACAAAAAUUGACUGCAUGUCAUCGUUCGUAUGGAGUGGUACACUAGCUGCUGUAAGUGAUGUGAUGCAGGUGUGACUUGUUGCGGCCGUGACUUGUAUUUGGAGAUUUUGGCUUGAUGGCAAAAGGAGCAGCAGACGGAAGGCGGGACGAUAGGACUUGGGAAAGAGGAGCCAUAUCGUCACCUUAAAUGUUGUCGUAGACUGCCAGUCGAAAGCGAUCACUUCUCACGCGUGCCUGGGCCGGGGCCGGAGCCGGACUGCCAUCUAAGAGUCAGCGUCAAGAUAUUCAGAAUACCAAGCGAUAUUAGACAUCCCAGGGUUGAAUCGUAGGUAUGCAAUUAAUUCUAUUAGAGGAGCACCUAUACUCCAGAGCUCGUGUGGGAAGUGGAAUAUUUACAUGUACAUAUCCAGCUCCAUUUCCGUAUUCGUUUGCUCAUCCUCAUCUUCGUCG